AUGGCACUGACAAUGAAAACAGUUGUGGGAAAAUCACAGUUAAUACCACUUCGACUGCGAUAUAUAUUCUUACUUGCAACAAUAUUUUGCGGCAGCUUCCUAUUUCUUUUAAACAACAAUGGAAUUGACAUAUCAUUUAUUAACAACAACAUUAUUAGUUCUACAUGGAAGACACGUAGAUAUGAUUUAAUAAACUCCGAAGACUCGUUUACUAUAAAAACUGAAGGCUGCACUAUUCCCGGAUUGAAUCCAUUUGCUGAAGAUAUAAAACAAUUCGUCGAAAACCCAAAAACUAUAAAGCCAUGUCACCAAUCCAAUAUUUCGUUACUUGACAAUAACGACACGCAUAUAUGGAUAAAUAAAUAUAAUUUGUUAUAUUACAACGUACCUCUAAACAAUCAUAACGUUACUUGCUGCUAUAAGUCAUUUUAUAGACCUUUAGCGAUUGUUGAUAUUUAUUCUAUGGAUGUAGAUGAUAGAGUUAAAUACGAAUCAUGUAUUGAGUUUACAAGUGAAAUAGAAGUUAUGAAUGAAUUCGUAAGGGUCACUUGUAACUACAAGGAAAACGUUAUUUAUGAGCAAUUUUUUCUUUUCACACCUAAAAAGCCAUUCGUGUCGUUUAAGGAUGAAUUUUCAGAAACGUCUCAAAAUCAAACUGCGUUUAAUAUCAUAAUAAUGGGCAUCGACGCCAUUUCGAGACUAAACUUCUAUAGAACAAUGCCUAAGACUUUGACAUAUUUGAAAAAGAAAGGUGCCGUAGAAUUUUAUGGUUACAACAAAGUCGGUGAUAAUACAUUUCCUAAUUUAACCCCAAUACUUCUUGGAAUGAAGGACUCUGAUCUGAAGAAAACUUGUUGGCCUAAUACUAGAGCCACUUUUGACAACUGUCCUUUUAUCUGGGAUUGGUUCAAGGAUGCCGGUUACUAUACAGCCCUGGGUGAAGAUACGGCUAAUCUAGGGACUUUUAAUUUUGAAAAAUUUGGAUUUAGCAGAACGCCCACUGAUUACUAUUUACAUACUUUUAUGCACGAAGCAGAGCGCUAUACCGGGAACAAUAGAGAUUUUAAUUCAUUCAUAUGUAUGGGUAAUAAAUACUUUUAUAAAGUUCUUUUAGACUAUAUUGAAAAAUUAACAGUAACUCUAAAGUCUUCCAAACUAUUUGGUUUCUUUUGGGAAGUGACAAUGAGUCAUGACUAUUUAAAUUAUCCAAUGGCAAUGGAUGAUAGUUACGAAGAAUUUUUAAGAAAACUUGAUUACACUAGAUAUUUGGAUGAUACGAUUCUAAUAAUACUAAGCGAUCACGGCAUAAGAUGGGGUGAUAUACGAUUCACUAAGCAAGGUAGGUUAGAAGAACGUUUACCACUGAUGCACAUACUUCUACCUAACUCUUUUCGUAAAAAAUAUUCUGUUGCGUACGAAAAUAUGAAAAUAAAUAGUCAUCGUCUUACAACUCCAUUUGAUGUUUAUGCUACAUUAUUAGAUCUUGUCGAUAUGGAAACAAUAAAAAACGACAAUAUUAAAAUACGAAGUAGAUCGUCAUAUUCUCAUGAUAGAAGUAUUAGUUUAUUUCUCCCGGUUCCAAGAAAUCGAACAUGUAAAGUUGCAGGAAUAGACGACCACUGGUGCACAUGUCAUAAAGGACAAAAAAUAACAAACAAUAGCAUCGAAGCGUAUGAAGCAGCUAGUUAUUUAAUGUCUCACUUGAACACGUUAUUACGUGGACACCCACAAUGUGCUCAUCUUUCACUCGUUGAAUUGGUUGAGAUCACUGAAAUGGUUGCUGGUACACCGUAUGAAAAAGAAGUAGGUUGGCGGGAAUUUUUGAUUGUAGUCCGCACGAGUCCUGGUAACGGGGUCUUCGAAGCGACGUUACGUCGAUACUCCCGCGAGUGGUCUCUAACAGGUACUAUCAGCCGCCUAAAUAUGUACGGUGAUCAGGGUCACUGCAUACAUCACUACCAAUUGAAAUUAUAUUGUUAUUGCCAUUAAUUCUACACAUCGAUAAAAAAAUCACUUCCUAUGUUCAAUAAUUUGUGUUCCGAACUAAUCAUGUCAGUUGAAAACACUUCCGUUAGUAACACUACAUCUUAUGGAAGAAUUUUAGAAAUUAUAUUGGUUGAAUAUUUAUGUGAUUGUAUACACUUUAUAUACAUAAUAGAAUAA
Molecule: messenger RNA, 2163 nt
Organism: Melitaea cinxia (Glanville fritillary)
Lineage: Eukaryota; Metazoa; Arthropoda; Insecta; Lepidoptera; Nymphalidae
Exons: 2
Source: RefSeq, a predicted model, not a curated record